Messenger RNA from Trypanosoma conorhini, 909 nucleotides. RefSeq names its product mucin-like glycoprotein. The transcript has a single exon. Bases 1 to 909 code for a protein of 302 amino acids. The record is from RefSeq and is a predicted model, not a curated record. Lineage: Eukaryota; Euglenozoa; Kinetoplastea; Trypanosomatida; Trypanosomatidae.
AUGACGCUGGCGGUGCGGCGCCGUGCGGUGUGCGCCCUGGCGCUCCUCGCGCUGCUCUGCGGCCCCGUCUGCGGGGCGACGAAGGAGGAGGCCGCGACUAAUGUGAAAGUGUCGGUGGAGGUGUCGUGCCCGAACGCUGAGAAAAAGUUGGGUUGGCGCGUUGCCGGCGACACAAGUUGGACGCAGUGCCCGCAAACGGUGGAGGAGUCUCUGCUUCCGACGGCAAUAACUGCCGCUGCGAGCGGCGAUGACGGGGGCCCCACCUGCAUUUGGGCCCACUCGCUGUACCUCGCCAGCCGCCCUAAUUCGAAGUGCACUCCGCCUUCACCAGCAAAGAGCAGCAAUGUUGUUGCGCUCACAAUGAAGUGUGUGCCGGUGCCAAACAGUGCACUGCACAAUCUGUCGAAGAGCAAAACUAUCACCGCCACUGCAGCAGAGACUGCGCUCAGCGCGCCAGGCGAUUGUGUGUUACUAACCACCACUCCCAGCGGAGCUGAAGUAACGCCUGAACGCCCCGCCCCAGGUGUACCAUCGCCGCCACAACAACAACCGGCUGAUGCAGCAGCAGCGUCACCUGCAGCGCAAACCUCGCAAGGGGACCCUACGAGGAAUGAAGGCACCACUCCUCCUGCAGAAGGGCCAGGAAGUGCGGCGGAACGCGGAAGUCGUGGACCAUCGGCAGGAGACCCUCGGGAAACUACAACGCCAUCGGUUGACACUGCGGCUUCUCCAAGUGCCGCAGCAGGCAGGACGGCGGAUGGAACCACCACCACGACGACCACCACCCGCAGCCAGAGUGCCGGGAGCCACGCGAAAAGCAGCGCAGACGGCAGUGCCACCUCCACUCCGUUUGUGCGUGCACCUCUGCUGCUGCUGCUCACGGCUGCCCUUGCCUGUGCUGCUGCGUAG